This is a messenger RNA of Arctia plantaginis, 582 nucleotides long. Lineage: Eukaryota; Metazoa; Arthropoda; Insecta; Lepidoptera; Erebidae. The record is from the annotation of a GenBank genome assembly.
AUGUCCGGUGCCUCUGGUUCAUCAGGGAGUGGUACGGGUCGCGGCAGAGGAGGUGGUGGCUCAAGUGGAGCUGUUGUAGAGAAUAAACCAGAAGCAAAAGAGAACAAACCAAAUCCCAAGAUGUCAAAGGCUCUUGGCACAUCAGCUAAGAGAAUCCAAAAGGAGCUUGCAGAGAUCACAUUAGAUCCCCCACCAAAUUGCAGUGCGGGACCGAAAGGAGACAAUUUGUAUGAAUGGGUGUCCACCAUCCUGGGACCACCUGGGUCAGUUUACGAGGGAGGCGUUUUCUUCCUUGACAUCCACUUCUCUCCAGAAUACCCAUUUAAACCUCCUAAGGUAACAUUCCGCACUAGGAUAUAUCAUUGUAAUAUCAACAGCCAGGGUGUGAUAUGUCUAGAUAUUCUCAAAGACAACUGGUCGCCGGCACUUACAAUAUCUAAAGUUUUACUAUCAAUAUGUUCAUUGCUCACUGACUGUAAUCCUGCGGACCCACUGGUGGGCAGCAUCGCCACGCAGUACCUCCAGAACCGCGAGGAGCACGAUCGCAUCGCGCGCCUGUGGACCAAGCGCUACGCGACAUGA